Molecule: messenger RNA, 1502 nt
Organism: Dothidotthia symphoricarpi CBS 119687
Lineage: Eukaryota; Fungi; Ascomycota; Dothideomycetes; Pleosporales; Dothidotthiaceae
Exons: 1
Coding region: 51-1121 (356 amino acids)
Molecular function (GO): protein binding
Source: RefSeq, a predicted model, not a curated record
CUUAUCACGUCGACCCAACAGCAACCAACGUGGAUACUCUCAUCUUAGAAAUGGCUCAUCCAAAGGGUCUUCUAAGCCUCCCUGACGAGCUUCUCCUCGAUAUUGCAGAUUUUGUUCAACAUCAACGCGACCUCGCACGAAUCCUACGCGUCAAUCGAAGACUUCACGCGGUCUUGAGAAACGUCGCUCUACGACGAAAUAUCAUGUACUACAACAGCAGUGCUAUGAUGUGGGCGGUUGAACACAACCGCGUGGAAGUAGUUGGUCACAUGAUGAGACUGAAAGCUGGUCUUGGGUUCGCACGUCACGAACGUGGUCCGUCUGAUGUAAUAAAAACUCCGUUAGAUUGUGCAGUCACGAAGGGAAAUCUGAGGCUCGUUCAAAUGCUCACUGGGGAAGAUCCGGAGAAGAUCAAGGACAUUAUCGAGGGUGAAGACCUACGCCGGAAAUACAUAAAGCCUUUGCGUCUAGCGUUGUACAAUCGGGACGAAUCUAUCAUUCAUGUAUUGGUCAAUCGAACGAGCAUGUUCAACCGGAUUAUUGCAGUUGACGCCAUUACGCAUGAAAGAAAGACAGCCUUGCACUUGGCGUGCGACAAACGCUUGGUCGAAACAGUGCGGUUAUUGCUGAGCAAAGGAGCUGACCCGAACUGGCAUUCAAAAAACUGGCGCCCAAGCUUUCGCUAUGUUGAGCGCUUGCUGAUCAUUGACGACGUUUACCAACACCUGCUAAACGGAGAUGCCUUGGAAAUACUCCAGUUAUUGUUCACACACGAUCUUGAACCCAAUGAAGACCUUCACAGGAUAGGAAGUGAGCACAGCGAUCCUUCUGUGCGAUGGAUGUUUCAUCGAGAAGCUUUGUGCGCAUCACAAGAGCAGUCCACAGCAAGAGAGUCGAGCGCAUUCCAGAUUGACCACAACGCAUUAUUUUCACCCCUCGUCGGUGCUCACACUCAGAAGGACGUGACCCACGGAUUGAGCAAUGUGUGCAUCACUAGGAGAGACCCAGAACAUGAACAUUCGUUGUUGAGUGUUUCGCCUGAUGCUACACAAAUAUGCGAGGUUCCAGAAUUGGAACUUUUAGCUGCCUAUGUCGAUCCUUUCCCACCUCUAGGGUCUUGAAUGUCCAGGGCCAGACAAGGAGGCGUAACGAAGAUGGGGUGACUUUCAAAAGAAAGACAAGCGUCACCGUCAGGCCGUUAAAUUGGCACACCCUAAUCAACGGGAGAUGACAGCAGUUCAAACGCCCAGUCUCGGAAGUAGAGAGCUUUCCAUCGCGGAGGUCCGAUCCCCCACAUUUUAAGAAGGCUUAUUCUGGCUUCUUGACGCCCCAUCGAGACCGUGUUAUAUCCCCUGCGCUUGACUUCUCUGAAUUGUCUAUAGUUACUGUUGUUACUUCUGAGCCCAGCGGGUUGGACAGAUGCGGUCAUCAGAAAUCCAGAUAGAUGAAGGUUGUAAUCGUGAGUUCAAGGGAAGUUUUAGGAGGUAAAUUGGAAUUUUCAC